Molecule: messenger RNA, 1635 nt
Organism: Exophiala mesophila
Lineage: Eukaryota; Fungi; Ascomycota; Eurotiomycetes; Chaetothyriales; Herpotrichiellaceae
Exons: 7
Coding region: 1-1635 (544 amino acids)
Molecular function (GO): iron ion binding; heme binding; monooxygenase activity
Source: RefSeq, a predicted model, not a curated record
AUGUCGUCCCUCAUGACCCAUGCUGGGACUGUCGUGGUAGUUGCGCCAGUUAUCCUUCUGUUGGUAUUCCUGUUUCAGCUCACAACUUCAACAAUUCGAUGGAAGAAUGCGCCUCCUGGGCCACCAAGCCUUCCAAUAAUAGGAAAUUUGCACCAAAUUCCAAAACGUGAUUUGCAUUUACAGUAUCAAAAAUGGGGACAACAGUAUGGCCCCAUCAUCUCUCUGAAUUUAGGUUCUCAAAAGGUCGUGGUCUUGACAAGCGGGGAGAUGAUUAAGAAACUUGUCGAUAAGAAGAGUGCGAACUACGCAGAUCGACCGAAGUUGUAUAUGCAGGACAUAUGGGAGGGCUCCAGAAUCAUCAUGAGAGGUUACGAUUCGUUGUGGAAAGUGGAACGUAAGCUGUACCAUCAGUUUUUGAAUAUCAACAGGGCGAGUCGGUACAUUCCCUACCAGGACCUGGAGACCAAGCAAAUGAUUGUCGACUUGAUAUCGAGCCCGGCUAAUUUCGAGGACCUCAUCACAAGAUCAACUUUGAGCGUUGCAACUAGCAUGGCUUAUGGGUUUAGAGUUCUCGACCGCAACAGUCCUGUAAUGCAGGAGUUGUUGAAGAACACGCACGGAUUCUUCGUCAUGGUCAACAGCAGUAAGCUCCUCGACUGGUAUCCUCAAUUGCGACCUCUUGUCAGGAAUCUGCCUUCAUGGCUAUACCCUAUGGCCAGAAAAGCCAAACAAGUAUUCUACCGCGAAAGAACCCAAUUUAGAGAGCUGUAUGAGGAUUCCAAACGUGCGUCUCAGUUAGACGACUCAUUGCCUAGCUUCGCGGCAGAUAUCAGCAGGGCUAGGGAAACUUGGAAGGGCACAGAGAAUGGGGAUCUCCUUACGGAGCAUGCAGCUUCGUACAUUGCUGGAAUUGCCAUGGAAGGGGCGGCAGAUACCACGAGCAAUACUCUCGCAGGACUGAUCAAGGCUAUGAUGCUGUUCCCUGAGGUGCAGAAGAAAUGUCACGACGAGUUGGACAGAAUCGUCGGCUCAGAUCGAUUUCCCACCAUCGAGGAUUUUGAAUCUCUGCCUUAUAUUCGACAAACUGCAAAAGAAGCUUUGAGAUGGCUCCCCACCGCGAUAAGUGGCGCCAUACCGCAUGCCGCUCUCGCCGAUGAUGUUAUCGAUGGCUAUGUGAUUCCUAAAGGUGCAACCGUUGUCUUGGCGGUCUGGUCUGCAAACAAUGACCCGGCACUGUUUCCAAAUCCUCGGGAGUUCCAGCCCGAGAGACAUGAUCCAAACCUGUCCUUCUCUGAGGCGGCCGCGGCGGCAGAUUUCCGUAAUCGCGACAAUUGGACCUUUGGCGCUGGUAGACGCAUCUGUCCGGGUAUUCAUAUUGCUGAGAGGACCCUUUUCUUGAGCGCUGCUAGAAUUCUCUGGACCUUUGACAUCCACAAAGCGAGGGACCAAUAUGGCCAGGAAAUUGAAGUUGACCGAGAUGAAGUUACCCAGUCGAUUGCAGCCCGUCCAAUUCCCUUCCCAUGCAGUAUUGUUCCACGAAGUGAGAAGCACGCUCGUAUUGCUAGGGAAGAGUGGGACGAGGCUCAAACAUUACUUGACGAGCGUGGUAACUACAAGCAGAACGUUCUGAGAUAG